Physeter macrocephalus (sperm whale) is the source of this 3301-nucleotide messenger RNA. It is a transcript of the gene MYO5B, whose product is annotated as myosin VB. The record is from RefSeq and is a predicted model, not a curated record. Gene Ontology annotation, molecular function: ATP binding; microfilament motor activity; actin filament binding. Gene Ontology annotation, biological process: vesicle transport along actin filament; actin filament organization. Gene Ontology annotation, cellular component: cytoplasm; actin cytoskeleton; myosin complex. The coding region runs from base 263 to 3301 and encodes 1012 amino acids. Lineage: Eukaryota; Metazoa; Chordata; Mammalia; Artiodactyla; Physeteridae. The transcript has 23 exons.
CGCCGCCGCGGGAGUAAAGGUCGCGCCGGCCGAGAGCGAGCCGGCCGCGGCGCCUCCAGGAAGCCGGUGGGGCAGGUCGGGGAAGAGAGAAAAGAACCGAGAAACUCUCGGGCAGCCCGGGAAGAUGGCGCCAGACGGGCCGGCCGUGGACUGAGAGCCGCCGGGGCCGCGAGGAGCCGGGACCCGCCGCCCCCGGGACACGAGCGAGGGCCGCCCGCUGGCCACGGGGUCCGGGCUCGGCUCGGCCCGGCCCGCGUGGGUCAUGUCGGUCAGCGAGCUCUACAGCCAGUACACAAGGGUCUGGAUCCCUGACCCCGAUGAAGUGUGGCGCUCGGCUGAAUUAACCAAGGACUACAAGGAGGGUGAGAAGAGCCUCCAGCUCCGACUGGAAGAUGAAACUAUUCGGGAAUACCCCAUUGAUGUCCAAAGCAACCAGCUUCCCUUCCUGCGGAAUCCAGAUAUCCUGGUGGGAGAAAAUGACCUAACUGCCCUUAGCUAUCUACAUGAGCCUGCAGUUUUGCAUAAUUUGAAGGUCCGUUUCCUGGAGUCCAACCAUAUCUACACUUACUGUGGGAUCGUGCUUGUUGCCAUUAAUCCUUAUGAACAGUUGCCAAUCUAUGGUCAAGAUGUCAUCUAUGCCUACAGUGGCCAAAACAUGGGGGAUAUGGACCCUCACAUCUUUGCUGUGGCCGAGGAAGCCUACAAGCAGAUGGCCAGAGAGGAGAAGAACCAGUCCAUCAUAGUCAGCGGGGAGUCUGGAGCCGGCAAGACCGUGUCAGCCAAGUACGCCAUGCGCUAUUUCGCCACGGUUAGUGGCUCGGCCAGUGACACCAACAUCGAAGAGAAGGUCCUGGCGUCCAGUCCCAUCAUGGAGGCCAUUGGGAAUGCUAAAACCACUCGCAACGACAACAGUAGCCGUUUCGGAAAGUACAUUCAGAUUGGCUUUGACAAGAGGUUCCGCAUCAUUGGGGCCAACAUGAGGACCUACCUUUUGGAGAAGUCCAGAGUGGUCUUUCAGGCAGAUGAUGAGAGGAAUUACCACAUCUUUUACCAGCUCUGCGCGGCUGCCAGUCUUCCGGAAUUUAAAGAGCUCGCACUAACCUGUGCCGAGGACUUCUUCUAUACGUCACAGGGAGGAGACACGUCCAUCGAGGGUGUAGAUGAUGCUGAGGACUUUGAGAAGACUCGACAAGCCUUCACACUCCUUGGAGUGAGAGAGUCCCAUCAGAUAAACAUUUUUAAGAUAAUUGCUUCCAUCCUACACCUUGGAAAUGUGGAGAUUCAAGCCGAGCGCGAUGGUGAAUCCUGUAGUAUAUCACCCGAGGAUGAACACCUGAGCAACUUCUGCCAACUGCUGGGGGUGGAAGAGAGUCAGAUGCAGCACUGGCUGUGCCAUCGCAAGCUGGUCACCACCUCAGAGACCUACAUCAAGACCAUGUCCCUGCAGCAGGUGGUCAAUGCGCGCAAUGCCCUGGCCAAGCACAUCUACGCCCAGCUGUUUGGCUGGAUAGUGGGGCACAUCAACAAGGCCCUGCACACCCCCCUCAAGCAGCACUCCUUCAUCGGGGUCCUGGACAUCUACGGGUUUGAGACAUUUGACGUGAACAGCUUUGAGCAGUUUUGUAUCAACUAUGCGAAUGAGAAGCUCCAGCAACAGUUCAACUUGCAUGUUUUCAAGUUGGAGCAAGAGGAAUACAUGAAGGAGCAGAUCCCUUGGACCUUGAUUGAUUUUUAUGAUAACCAACCUUGUAUUGACCUCAUAGAAGCUAAGCUGGGCAUCUUGGACCUGUUGGAUGAAGAAUGUAAGGUCCCCAAAGGAACUGACCAGAACUGGGCUCAGAAGCUCUACGACCGGCACUCCGGCAGCCAGCACUUCCAGAAACCCCGCAUGUCCAACACAGCCUUCAUCGUCGUCCACUUUGCAGAUAAGGUGGAGUACCUUUCAGAUAGUUUUCUGGAGAAAAACAGAGACACGGUGUACGAAGAGCAGAUCAACAUUCUGAAGGCCAGCAAGUUCCCCCUGGUGGCUGACUUGUUCCAUGAUGGCACAGACUCUGCUCCUGCUGCCACCACAUCUUCAAAGAUCAGCGUUCGCUCUGCCAGGCCCCCCCUGAAAGCCUCCAACAAGGAGCACAAGAAAACCGUGGGCCACCAGUUCCGCACCUCCCUGCACCUGCUCAUGGAGACCCUGAACACCACAACGCCGCACUAUGUCCGCUGCAUCAAGCCCAACGACGAGAAGCUCCCCUUCCGCUUUGACCCGAAGAGAGCAGUGCAGCAGCUCCGAGCGUGCGGGGUGUUGGAGACCAUUCGGAUCAGCGCAGCUGGCUACCCGUCCAGGUGGGCCUACCAUGACUUCUACAACCGGUAUCGGGUGCUGGUCAAGAAGAAGGAGCUCGCCAACACAGACAAAAAGGCCAUCUGCAAGUCUGUGCUGGAGAGCCUCAUUAAGGAUCCUGACAAGUUCCAGUUUGGCCGCACCAAGAUCUUCUUCCGGGCAGGCCAGGUGGCCUACCUGGAGAAGCUUCGGGCUGACAAGUUCCGGGCAGCCACCAUCAUGAUCCAGAAAACCGUCCGGGGCUGGCUGCAGAAGGUGAAAUACCGCAGGUUGAAGGCAGCUACCUUAACUCUGCAGAGGUACUGCCGAGGACACCUGGCCCGCAGGCUGGCCGAGCAUCUGCGGAGGACCCGGGCGGCCGUGGUGCUCCAGAAGCAGUACCGCAUGAGGAGGGCUCACCAGGCCUACCAGAGGGUCCGCAGGGCCACCGUCGUCAUCCAGGCCUUCGCUCGGGGCAUGUUUGCACGGAGAAUCUACCACCAGGUCCUCAGGGAGCACAAGGCCACCAUCAUCCAGAAGCACGUGCGGAGCUGGAUGGCUCGCAGGUGCUUCCAGCGGCUUCGGGGCGCGGCCAUUGUCAUCCAGUGCGGCUUCCGGAGGCUCAAGGCCAAGCAGGAGCUGAAGGCCCUCAAGAUUGAGGCCCGCUCAGCAGAGCACCUAAAACGCCUCAACGUGGGCAUGGAGAACAAGGUGGUCCAGCUGCAGCGGAAGAUCGACGACCAGAACAAAGAGUUCAAGAUGCUGUCGGAGCAGCUGUCAGCCAUCACCUCCACACACGCCACGGAGGUAGAGAAGCUGAAGGAGGAGCUGGCCUGCUACCAGCAGAGCCAGGGUGGGGACAGCAGCCCGCAGCUGCAGGAGGAGGUCGAGAGCCUGCGGACAGAACUGCAGAGGGCCCACUCGGAGCGUAAGGUCCUGGAGGACGCCCACACCCGGGAGAAGGAUGAGCUGAGAAAGAUGUAA